UUUGUAGAUAACGUUGUAAUGGAACUGAAUGUUGUUCCCCAAAUUCCAGGGAAAUGCUGUUCAAGUUCUCAACAUUGGAAGUUCCUAGAGCAGGAUUCCAUUCGUUAUCGCCGGUUUAUAUGCCCAAUGUUGACAUUAUGAACAUAAUCCUCAUGAGCGCCUCCAUGCGAGCCUGCUGCGUUCUGCCACCUCGUGUUUGGUACACACCUUCGCUGUUUGCCGAUGACGUCAUAGCAAUGAGGCCAUUCGAGGUCAUUAGGAGAAAAUACAUGAACAGAUGGAUGCCGGCAACUAGUCGUCUCGAACACGUUUUGGUCCCGGUGUGCAAAAAAACAUACACCUGGUACCUGAUGGUCGUGGACGUUAAGCAUGGGAGGGUCUACUACCUAGAUGUGACAAGAGCUCCAGAGCACAAGGAGCGGAGGGAACGGAACAUGCGAACCAUUCUACUGUUGCUCGCCCAGUUUUUCAUGCUGGAAUCUAACAUGCUGAGCUUUUCCCAUGUUAGUGCUGAUCCGACCACUUGGGGACCAAUUAAGUAUCCCGAUGGAGUCCCAAGCUACCAGGAAUGCGAUGAUUCAUGUCUGUGGAUUUUGAACUGGAUCCAAACAGAAGGCAAAUUCAAAGUUUCAAACCUUCCCUGGCAGGUUCGUCCUCCAUUAUGUUAGCAUGUUGUGUCUCUACGAAGGAGUACAUGCAUUUUGACCCUAUGUUUUCCUUA
Molecule: messenger RNA, 721 nt
Organism: Arachis ipaensis
Lineage: Eukaryota; Viridiplantae; Streptophyta; Magnoliopsida; Fabales; Fabaceae
Source: RefSeq, a predicted model, not a curated record